GCUGCUGCCGCCGCCGCCGCCGCCGCGAUGGAUUUAGCCUACGGGGCCGUGUGGCUGCUCACGGUGCUGCUCGAGGGCAUCUCCGGGCAAGGCGUCUACGCCCCACCCACAGUGAGGAUCAUCCAUUCUGGCCUGGCCUGCAACAUUGAGGAGGAGAGAUACUCAGAGCGAGUGUACACCAUCCGCGAAGGGGAGACGCUGGAGCUGACGUGCUUGGUUACAGGCCACCCUCGGCCACAGAUCAGGUGGACCAAAACAGCAGGAAGUGCCUCUGACCGGUUUCAAGACUCGAGUGUCUUCAAUGAGACAUUGAGGAUUGCAAAUAUCCAGCGACAUCAAGGAGGCCGCUACUACUGCAAGGCUGAGAACGGCCUGGGCUCACCAGCAAUCAAGUCCAUAAGAGUAGACGUAUACUAUCUGGAUGAUCCGAUCGUGACCGUCCACCAGAGCAUAGGGGAAGCAAAGGAGCAGUUCUACUAUGAGAGGACGGUGUUCCUCAGGUGUGUGGCCAACUCCAACCCGCCCGUUCGGUACAGCUGGCGGCGAGGACAGGAGGUGCUGCUGCAAGGAUCCGACAAAGGGGUUGAAAUUUAUGAACCCUUCUUUACGCAGGGUGAAACCAAGAUCCUGAAGCUAAAGAACCUUCGACCUCAGGACUACGCCAAUUACAGCUGCAUCGCUUCAGUCAGGAACGUCUGCAACAUCUCCGACAAAAUGGUGUCCUUCCGGCUUUCAAACAAAACAGCAUCUCCGUCGAUCAAGCUCCUGGUGGACGAUCCCAUUGUGGUGAACCCCGGGGAGGCCAUGACCUUGGUGUGUGUCACCACAGGGGGUGAACCACUGCCGACUCUCACCUGGGUGAGGUCUGUCGGAGCCCUGCCUGAGAAAACGGCCCUGAAGGGCGGGACGCUGACCAUCCCGGCCAUCACCUCGGACGAUGCCGGCACCUACAGCUGCAUUGCCAACAACAACGUGGGGAAUCCCGCAAAGAAGUCCACCAACAUCAUUGUCCGAGCCUUGAAGAAAGGGCGGUUCUGGAUCACACCCGACCCUUAUCAUAAAGACGACAACAUCCAGAUUGGAAGGGAAGUCAAGAUCUCUUGCCAGGUGGAGGCGGUUCCUUCUGAAGAGCUCACAUUCAGCUGGUUUAAAAAUGGCCGGCCGCUGCGCAGCUCCGAGAGGAUGGUCAUUACCCAGACGGACCCCGACGUCUCCCCAGGAACCACCAACUUGGACAUCAUUGAUCUGAAAUUCACCGACUUUGGGACGUACACAUGCGUCGCAUCGCUGAAGGGAGGUGGCAUAUCGGAUAUCAGCAUCGAUGUCAACAUUUCCAGCAGCACAGUUCCACCCAAUCUGACUGUCCCCCAAGAAAAGUCACCCUUGGUCACCAGGGAAGGAGAUACCGUCGAACUGCAGUGCCAGGUGACCGGGAAACCCAAACCCAUCAUCCUGUGGUCCAGGGCCGACAAGGAGGUGCUCAUGCCAGACGGGUCGAUGCAGAUGGAGAGCUACGACGGGAUCCUAAGGAUUGUCAACGUCUCUAGGGAGAUGACGGGGACCUACAGGUGCCAGACCAGCCAGUACAACGGAUUCAACGUCAAGCCGAGGGAAGCACUGGUCCAGCUCAUUGUACAGUAUCCCCCCGCCGUUGAGCCGGCGUUCCUGGAGAUCCGGCAGGGCCAGGGCCGAAGUGUGACGAUGAGCUGCCGAGUGCUGAGGGCCUACCCCACCCGGGUCUUGACCUUUGAGUGGCGAUUGGGCAACAAGCUUCUCCGGACGGGACAGUUUGACGCUCAGGACUCCACGGAGUAUAUCAUCCGGAGUCUCUCCAGGGACAGUUAUGGGAUUUACAACUGCAACAUCAUCAACGAGGCCGGGGCCGGCAGGUGCAGCUUCCUUGUGACAGGCAAAGCCUUUUCCCCGGAAUUCUACUACGACACCUACAACCCGUUGUGGCAGAACAGAGCCCGCGUCUACGCCUACAGCCUGGAAUGGACCCAGAUGAACCCUGACGCUGUGGACCGUAUCCUGCAGUACCACCUGGGGAUCCGGCAGGCUGGACAGCAGCGCUGGUGGGAACAGGAAAUCGCUGUGAAUGGGAAGAUCCAGAAGGGAGAAUUAAUUACUUACAACUUGACAGAGCUGAUCAAGCCGGAGGCCUACGAAGUUCGCCUGACGCCAGUCACCAUAUUCGGAGAUGGCGAUUCCACCAUUCGUGUCAUCAAAUACAGCGCCCCAAUGAACCCUCACCUACGAGAAUUCCACUGCGGCUUUGAAGAUGGCAACAUUUGCUUAUUCACCCAAGAUGAAAAGGACAAUUUUGACUGGACAAGACAAAACAUUGUCCUCCGAGACACAAAAUACACGCCAAACACGGGGCCCAGUGCCGACCGCUCUGGCUCCAAGGAAGGAUUCUUCAUGUACAUUGAAGCCUCCAGUCCCAGGAAAGAAGGAGACAAGGCCCGUCUCAUUAGCCCUGUUUUCAGCAUCCCCCCGAAAAACCCAUAUGGAGCCACUACCACUGCAUAUUGCUUUAGUUUCUACUACAACAUGUAUGGACAACACAUAGGCACAUUAAAUGUUUACCUGCGGUUAAAAAGUCAGACUUCAAUAGAAAGCCCAUUCUGGUCUUCAACUGGGAACAAAGGCCAACAGUGGUUCCAGGCCCGUGUUAAUAUACAUCCGAACACUUCAUUUCAGGUGGUUUUCGAAGGGAUCCGUGGCCGAGGCAUUGAAGGAGAUAUUGCCAUUGAUGACAUAUCAAUUGUGGAAGGAGAGUGCACGAAAUCAGAUUACGUAAACAACCAUAUACCUUCAGGUGGAGUCAGGACGCUGCCGCAUAUACGGAUUUUCCCUGUUUUCCUUCUCAUGUCUGUCUUAAGUCAUCAGAGGUGACCUUAUUCUGGCAGAGGCUUCAACACGGAUGUACCACGCACUGGCAUGAAGAAAAGAGAACAUUUUAAAAAAAGAAACAAAAACUACCAAAGA
Messenger RNA from Elgaria multicarinata webbii, 2991 nucleotides. It is a transcript of the gene MDGA2, whose product is annotated as MAM domain containing glycosylphosphatidylinositol anchor 2. The record is from RefSeq and is a predicted model, not a curated record. Gene Ontology annotation, biological process: synapse organization; homophilic cell-cell adhesion. Lineage: Eukaryota; Metazoa; Chordata; Lepidosauria; Squamata; Anguidae. The transcript is spliced from 17 exons. The coding region runs from base 28 to 2898 and encodes 956 amino acids. Gene Ontology annotation, cellular component: plasma membrane; axon; neuronal cell body. Gene Ontology annotation, molecular function: protein binding; axon guidance receptor activity.